Raphanus sativus (radish) is the source of this 907-nucleotide messenger RNA. RefSeq names its product probable calcium-binding protein CML35. The coding region runs from base 100 to 759 and encodes 219 amino acids. Lineage: Eukaryota; Viridiplantae; Streptophyta; Magnoliopsida; Brassicales; Brassicaceae. Gene Ontology annotation, molecular function: calcium ion binding. The record is from RefSeq and is a predicted model, not a curated record. The transcript has a single exon.
UCAUUCAUGCGAAACUUUGUCAAUGGAUCCCGAGCAGCACAUUGCCAAUGGAUCCAAAACACAAGAACGUAACCCAUAUCUUUUUUAUCUUCUCCCGCUAUGAAGCUCGCCACUAGCCUCAGCUCCAAGUUCUUCCGUCUCAGCCCUAAACGUCUCUUCCGCUCCAAGUCCAAGUCCUCCGUCUCAAGAUCCGAACCUUCUUCCUUCAGCUCCGGCUCUUCAUCAUCCGACGGCUCGUACAGUGACCUCAAGCCAGGUCCCGCGGCUACUCCCGUCAGCGUCCUCCCCGGAGAACAAGAUUUUUACUCCGAGCUGGUCCAGGCCUUUAAGCUCAUAGACCGUGACGACGACGGCGUGGUCUCGAGAAGAGACCUAGCCGCACUGCUUAGCAGGCUUAGCCCUGAGCCUCCGAGUCAAGAAGAGGUCACUCUGAUGCUUCAAGAAGUCGAUGGAGGAGACCAAGAAGGUUGUAUCAGCCUCGAGGAGCUUGCUAGCCGCGUGGCGGGAGCCUCCUCUGACUCUGAUGAAGACUCUGUUGUCGAGAUGAGAGAGGUGUUUGAGUUUUUCGACGUGGAUCACGACGGGAGGAUAUCGGCGGAGGAGUUGCAUAGAGUUUUUGGAGUUAUCGGAGACGAGCGGUGCACGUUAGAUGAGUGUGUCCGUAUGAUAGCGACCGUUGACGGGAACGGUGACGGUUUUGUUUGCUUCCGUGACUUUUGCCGCAUGAUGCAGCUUCAAGGUCCAGCGAUGAGUGAAUGAUCAAAUCAUUGAGUCAUGUUUGUAUGAUUGAUGAUGAUAAUGACAUCGUUACGCAUUAUUUUAUAUUACUGUAAUAAUUUCUAUUUUGCGGUGGGUAUAAUUUUGUCACGGCAAAGCACUUCAAAUUUUCAUAACUGCUUUUUGCUGA